AUGAACGCUGCCUUACCUUCUUUACAAUUGAAUAUCGAUUAUACAGCUUUAAAGACUGAUAUUAACGAUUUUUUAACUCAUUUUAAACAAGAUGUUACCACUUUGGAAGAAGAGAAUGAAGAUGAAGACCUUGAUGAAGAAAUUGGUAAAGGACCUAAGUAUAUGAAAAUUUUACAAAAAGUAGCAAACAGGGAUCUUAACACUAUUUUGAUUGAAUUGGACGAUGUUUUACAAUUCCAAAAUGAAAAAUUUAUUUCAAACAGUUCUACAAGUAAUCUAGAUUUAGUUUCUAACAUUGAAGAAAAUGCCCAACAUUUUACAGAAUUAUUUUCUCGUGUUGUAGAUGAUGUAUUACCUUUACCAACCAAGGAAAUCAAUUACAAAGAUGAUGUCUUGGAUGUUAUAUUAACUCAAAGAAGAUUAAGAAAUGAAAGACUGAUAUCUGAUAGAUCAAAUGAACUAAGAACAGAACAUUCUCUAGGAAAUGAAAAUGAUCCUAACUCUUCUCAAUCUCAAGCUUUAAGAGAAAUUGCGGAAGAUGAGACAGAAUUAUUCCCAGCAAAUUUAACAAGACGUUAUUUCUUAUAUUUUAAACCUCUAUCAAAACGUGCUGCUUAUCGUCAUCACAAAAAUGGUAUUAAAAGACAUACUUCAAAGCCUUUGUCUGUUAGACAAGUGAAAGGUGAUUUUAUCGGUCAAUUGAUUACCGUUAGAGGUAUUGUCACCAGAGUUUCAGAUGUCAAACCAGCAGUAACCGUGAUAGCGUAUACUUGCGACCAAUGUGGGUAUGAAGUGUUCCAAGAAGUCAAUACUAGAACAUUUACUCCUUUGACUGAAUGCUCUUCUAGAGAAUGUGCUCAAAAUCAAACUAGAGGUCAAUUAUUUAUGAGUACAAGAGCCUCUAAAUUCAGUGCUUUCCAAGAAUGUAAAAUCCAAGAAUUAUCUCAACAAGUUCCAGUUGGUCAUAUUCCAAGAUCUUUAACUAUCCAUGUAAACGGUGAUCUUGUUAGAUCAUUGACACCUGGUGAUACUGUCGAUGUAAGCGGUAUAUUUUUGCCUGCACCUUACACUGGUUUCAGAGCUUUAAAGGCUGGUUUAUUAACCGAGACAUAUUUGGAAGCUCAAUUUGUUCGUCAACAUAAGAAGAAAUUUGGUUCUUUUGCCCUAACACCAGAAGCUGAGGCUCGUGUUGCUAAUAUUGUUUCUGAAGGUGACGUUUACAACAGAUUAGCCAAAUCUAUUGCUCCUGAAAUUUAUGGUAACUUAGAUGUUAAAAAGGCCCUAUUGCUAUUAUUAGUUGGUGGUGUUGAUAAACGUGUUGGUGAUGGUAUGAAGAUUAGAGGUGAUAUUAAUGUUUGUUUAAUGGGUGAUCCCGGUGUUGCUAAAUCUCAAUUAUUGAAGUCUAUUUGUAAGAUUACUCCAAGAGGUGUUUAUACUACUGGUAAAGGUUCUUCAGGUGUUGGUUUGACAGCUGCUGUGAUGAGAGAUCCUGUGACUGACGAGAUGAUCUUAGAAGGUGGUGCUUUAGUUCUUUCAGAUAAUGGUAUCUGUUGUAUUGAUGAAUUUGAUAAGAUGGAUGAAAGUGAUAGAACUGCUAUUCAUGAAGUCAUGGAACAACAAACUAUAUCCAUUUCUAAAGCUGGUAUUAAUACCACCCUGAACGCUAGAGCCUCUAUUUUAGCUGCAGCUAAUCCUGUAUAUGGUAGAUAUAAUCCAAGAUUAUCACCAUUAGAAAAUAUUAACUUACCUGCUGCAUUAUUAUCUAGAUUUGAUAUCAUGUUUUUAAUGUUAGAUACUCCAGAGAGAGAAAGUGAUGAAAAACUUGCAGAACAUGUUGCUUAUGUCCAUAUGCAUAAUAAGCAACCUGAUUUAGAUUUUGAACCUGUGGAUUCUUCAAUAAUGCGUGAAUUCAUUGCAUUUGCAAAGACUAUGCGUCCAAUCCUAAGUAGUGACGUUAAUGAAUAUGUGGUCCAAGCCUAUAUCCGUUUAAGACAGGAUUCUAAACGUGAAAUGGACUCCAAAUUUUCGUUUGGUCAGGCCACGCCGAGAACAUUACUAGGUAUAAUUAGAAUGUCUCAAGCAUUAGCCAAAUUAAGAUUAGCAUCAACUGUUGAUAUUGAAGAUGUUGAAGAGGCUUUAAGAUUAUUACGUGUGUCCAAGGAAUCGUUAUAUCAAGAAAAACGUCAAAACCGUGAGGAUGAAAACCCAACCACUAAGAUCUUCACUAUCAUUAAGAAAUUGUCUCAAGAUAAUGCUAAUAUUCCAGGCCGUGAAAGCAAUGCAUUAUCAUAUGACAGUAUCAUGAAGACUGUAAGAUCCAGAGGUUUUACCAUGUUACAAUUGACCAACUGUAUCCAAGAGUACAGUUAUUUGAACGUCUGGCAUCUAAUUAACGACGGUACUAUCUUGAAGUUUGUCGAUGAUGAGACUUUAGAACCCCAAACACAGGAGAGAUCUCCAUUAGGGAACGCACCUGUGCUCGCUGCCACCUCAGCCGAAGACGUAGAUCAAGAUAUGGAGUGA
Molecule: messenger RNA, 2523 nt
Organism: Maudiozyma barnettii
Lineage: Eukaryota; Fungi; Ascomycota; Saccharomycetes; Saccharomycetales; Saccharomycetaceae
Gene: MCM7
Product: DNA replication licensing factor MCM7
Exons: 1
Coding region: 1-2523 (840 amino acids)
Biological process (GO): DNA strand elongation involved in DNA replication; DNA replication initiation; double-strand break repair via break-induced replication
Cellular component (GO): nucleus; MCM complex
Molecular function (GO): single-stranded DNA helicase activity; ATP hydrolysis activity; ATP binding
Source: RefSeq, a predicted model, not a curated record